Messenger RNA from Trachymyrmex septentrionalis, 3332 nucleotides. Its product is annotated as myosin light chain kinase, smooth muscle-like. The coding region runs from base 76 to 2223 and encodes 715 amino acids. The record is from RefSeq and is a predicted model, not a curated record. The transcript has 7 exons. Gene Ontology annotation, molecular function: ATP binding; protein serine/threonine kinase activity. Gene Ontology annotation, biological process: intracellular signal transduction; protein phosphorylation; positive regulation of apoptotic process. NCBI's taxonomy places the organism in Eukaryota, Metazoa, Arthropoda, Insecta, Hymenoptera, Formicidae. Gene Ontology annotation, cellular component: nucleus.
CUUUCUGUUUCCCGGGAAAACGAGAGAACGGCAGCCACGACGGCGGCCCAUUCGUCGUGAAAUCGCUCGAGGAACAUGAUCCGCGUGGACGAAUCAGACCCAGUGGGAGAGAUCGAGCCCAGUUUCCCAUAUAGAGAUGUGACGGUACGCCGAGGUGUCGAGUUCAAGGACGAUUAUGACAUACAGUCGGAGCUCGGACGGGGAAAAUUUGGAAUCGUUUAUCGAUGCAAGGAGAAAAGGAGCGGCUUGAUGCUCGCCGCGAAAGUGGUGAACGUCGUGAAGAAGGAAGACAGACGUGCUGUGCAGAGAGAAGUAGACAUUAUGCGACGCUUACAGCAUCCACGGUUGAUUCAGCUGUACGACUCCAUUGACGCGGGGAAACAGAUAUAUGUCGUUCUAGAAUUGAUCGACGGCGGCGAGCUCUUUGAGAGAGUGAUAGACGACGAUUUCGUACUGACGGAACGCAGUUGCGCCGUAUUUAUGCGGCAAAUAUGCGAGGGAAUAGAAUUCAUGCAUGGUCAAAAGAUCUUGCAUCUCGAUCUAAAACCGGAGAAUAUUCUAUGCCUAACGAAGGAAGGUAACAGAAUCAAAAUCAUCGAUUUUGGUUUAGCAAGAGAAUACGAUCCAAGUAAGAAACUACAAGUGUUGUUUGGUACACCUGAGUUUGUCGCCCCAGAAGUCGUAAACUUUGACCAAAUUGGAUUCGGUACUGACAUAUGGAGCAUAGGUGUUAUCUGUUACGUAUUAUUGUCCGGUUUAUCACCGUUCAUGGGCGACACGGAUAUAGAGACAAUGGCGAAUGUUACCAUUGCAAAGUACGACUUUGAUCACGAGGCCUUCGCCGAGAUCUCAGAGGACGCGAAAGAUUUCAUAAGAUGCCUUCUGGUGAAAGACAAAGAAAAGCGAAUGACGGCGGCGCAAUGUCGGGAGCACCGUUGGUUGGUCCGAAAAAUGAUCAAGCCGAAGAGCGAGAAGGAGACCGCGGGAUUGGCGGCGGCCAAAAGGAUGGCCUUCAUCGAGAAUCGUCCUGUCAUCAGCGUUAUCGACAGAGAUGAGCUGGACGUGACCAAGGACAAUCUCAGGCAGUUCGUCGAACGUUGGCGGGAACACCCGGACAGCCCGUACACGAUCGACUCGUAUCACGCGUUACCGAGGAAUCCGCUUCGCGAUCGCGACGAAUCCAUGUCUCUGCGGGGUCACAGUCCCUCUCCCUGCGACAGUCUUCGCAGCAGCAGCACGCAAUCGGAGAGGGUGACGAUGGACUCCGUCAUGAGAGAUAAUUCUAGCCACUUGUCUGUGCCAAGUCUCAGCCUGUCCUUAGAAAGGAGAGCUUCCGAAGGUACGGCUGCGCGAAAUCGUCGCGAUCCCGCCAGUCAGAUCGCUUUGGCCGAGGAGAUCAUCAAACUGUCCGAGCACUUGCGCUCGAUCGCCACGGGAUCGCAGACGAGUGAAGAAAAUAAUGAAGACGCAACGGCAGUGCAACAGUCCACCAAGAAGCCUGGCGACGUCGAAAAUAAUCAUAAUAUCUCGAAGAGCAACAUUAAAAUGACCGCGUCUUAUGUCAGUAAAGAGUCAAACGAGAUCACGGAGAAACUGUCCAGUAUCACUCGACAGCGAAAACUCAACGGGACGACCUUUCAUAGUAGUCGUAGUUUGGACAGAUACAAUUUCGAUACAAAUUUCAAUAACGUGUUUGUGGCCUUGAGGAGGACGAGUAUCGGCGAUAGCGAUGCGUCUGAUAGACGAAGGGAUUCUCAAAAAUAUUCCCUCGAACGGACGGCGAUCACCAAGGCGAUGGAGGAGAAGUUCAACGGGGAAAAGAUCGGCAGAAGAAGGUCUUCCGUUGCUCCGGAGGAAAUGGACUUGACGCCACCUUGGCGGCGAUCGCGAGUGAAACGAUCCUUCGGCGAAACUAGCAGGGACGUUCCACGGAUAUCGAAUUUGCGGGAUCUGCACAAGAAUCUGAAUCUGGACGAGCCGGGCAGCGCCAAGGAUCUGCUGUUGCAUCUAUUAGGCGAAUGGGAGGAGGUCACCACGACAUCCUGCAGCGGUAACGGUGCCAGCGGCAAUGUCGGCAGGAAGUCUAUGAGCCUGGAUUGGUGUGCCGCUGACACGAUCGCCAGGAAGACGAUGAAUUCAUUGGCGGAGUAUUUCCAGUCGAAACAACAGGAAACGAAAUCUUCCGACGUCGCGUCAUCCACGUCGCCGACGAUAUAUCGUUGAAUGAUACGUUCAUCCCGUUACAGGUUGCGCAUUUGCGAAUUUUGAGAAUUGGUCGACGAAUUGGUGGACGAAUCAGAAAAAUGCGUGGCGUUAACAAGCUUAUCCAAUCAGAAUUUUAGAUCUAGAAGAAUACAUCAAAUAGCAACGAGCGCUCAUUCGAUUGUUGAGUCUGUUGAAUGCGCCCAUUCUUUCUUCUUUUCGAUCGCAAAUGUUACUUUGGGACGGUUUGAAGCUUAAGAUGAAGUUUAUGCGUCAAACGCUUAGGGCAAUAAUAUACUUGAUGAAAUCGUAAAAAUUAAUCUAUGAAAAUAUAAAUCUCUGUAAUUGUUAAAGUUGAAAAUUGAUUUUAUACCCCUUUGAAUUCAUUUCGAUCAUUUAUGUGUUAGAGAACACUGUUAUAAAUAACAAAUAAGUGCACUCUUAUCCCUUAUUUAACUUUAAGUUUUUAAGAAGAGAUUAAGAAAUGCAGAAGAAUUUUUAAAUAUAUUAAGAGGAGUGGAUAAUAAAAAGUAUCGGUAACUUUUAAAUAUCUUAACGCCUGCUUAAGUUCGGUGAUCAUCUGAAUCAUCUCCGUUUCUUAUUUUUACAAUUAAAAAUAAGACAGAAUCUUGCAAUUUCGUGACACUUCAGGAAAAAUGUAUAUAUAAAACGUUACGAAAGUGCAAGAUCACAGAAUUUUCUGUAAUCAAACUCGAAAUAUGUAGAUUCUAAUGGAUAUUUAUGCACAGAGAGAUAAAAAUGAAUAAUGGAGAUGGUGGCUUUAAUGAAGACUGUGAGAGAACGAUAAAAAAAAACUUAUGAAUUACAAAUAAAGUCUACGCAGUUAUAUUUUAUAUUCUAAGCAGACUUCUCAAUAGUUGUGUACCAUCAGCACACCCUCCAAUUAUUAAUAUUUUUAUAUGCGUCAGAAUACGACACAUUAAUUUUCAUCAAGAUAUCUCUAUCGUUUUGAUUCAAUUUAAUCCCUUGCGAACUAAUAAACCUAUCGACGCUUUUAAUAACAAGAAUGACGCAAUUAUUCGUUCCGAAUUCAAAAAAAUUCUUUCUCUACAAGCAACUUUUAUAAGUUCCACAAGAAACUGUUACAUUUAAUACACAUAUAUUGUACU